Messenger RNA from Stomoxys calcitrans (stable fly), 6596 nucleotides. RefSeq names its product ubiquitin carboxyl-terminal hydrolase 32 (gene Usp32). Gene Ontology annotation, biological process: protein deubiquitination. The transcript has 17 exons. Gene Ontology annotation, cellular component: Golgi apparatus. NCBI's taxonomy places the organism in Eukaryota, Metazoa, Arthropoda, Insecta, Diptera, Muscidae. The coding region runs from base 404 to 6193 and encodes 1929 amino acids. Gene Ontology annotation, molecular function: cysteine-type deubiquitinase activity; calcium ion binding. The record is from RefSeq and is a predicted model, not a curated record.
AUAAGAUUAUAGUGAAAAAGAGAUUUUUGUUUUGCGUGUUAUUAUGAUGCAUAUUCGAUACUGUGGUGACAAUAAAAAAUGUAAUCUACCAAUUAUAAGGAAAAUGAAAAAUCCAAAUAAAUUGCUAUGAGUUUUAAAAUUAAGAAAACUUCGCUAAAAUAUUGGAAACGAGUGUCGAAAAAGAAACCGAGAAAAUAUAAAAAACAGUCGUAGUUGUAACCUUUGUUGUAACUGCUUAUAAGGUGGUGUAGUUUAGUUUAGCUCUUGUGUAUGUGUGUGUAUUGAAGUGUCGUCUCCGGAAUUCCAUUUUAGCUGGCUAAGUGCAGUUAGCCAGCCAGCCAGCCAGUCUCGUCCCACUUGAAAAAAUUCCACCACCAGCACCACCCAUUAUAAUAAGAUUGUAAUGGGUGCAAAAGAGUCAAAACAAACCUGCAUUAAUUAUGAAGAUGCAGUAAAACGAGUUUCGGAAUCCGAAUUAAGACGCCUUAAGGAAGCCUUCAAAAAAUCAGCUGGCGUUGGACGUUUCUAUCUUAGUCGUAAUGCAUUCCAACAAGAUGUUCUCUUUGAAGGUGUACCCACAAAUGUUACAGAUCUGCUGUACACUGCCUGUGGUGGUACAUCUAAGGGCAUAUCUUUCAAGGAUCUUUUAUGUGGUUUAGUUCUAAUAACUAAAGGAACAGAGGAAGAGAAAACCAAAUUUCUAUGGAAUUUGUAUUGUAACGAUAGCGGUACUUAUAUAUUAAAAUCGGAAUUUACAAAAACUGUUAGCAUACUACCUUGCGAAACUGUUUCGCUUUUUGCUCAAACAGACCGCAUCAAUUUCGAACAAUUUCAAAAUUGGAUAUUGAAAAAUCGCACCUCAACGGUAUUGUCCAAAUGGCUGUUGUCAGAUAAUUGUAUUAGUUUGACUUCGGAAUUGGAAACGCCAACAUUUUAUCAAAUUUUAUCGGGCGUAACUCAUUUGGAGGAAAAGGAUAUUGUUGAUUUGGAAAAGGAAUUUUGGCGCUUGCAAAAUACUUCCCCCAAUGGUCAAUUAGAUUUACAGUUACUUGGACCACUUUUGAGCCCUCCAAUUCCCAAGAAUGCCUUACAAGGAUUAUUCAAUGCCUUCGACGAGAAUCGUGAUGGCCAUAUUGACUUUAAGGAAUUAUGCUGUGGGGUCAGUGCCGCUUGUCGUGGUCCCAGCGUGGAGAGAACAAGAUUUUGUUUUAAGAUAUUCGAUGUCGAUAGCGAUGGUGUCUUAAAUCACACGGAGACUUUGCAAAUGUUAAAUGUUCUGCUUUAUGUGGCCAAAGAAAAUCGAAAUGCUAAUCACUACAAGGAUUUGACAAAACAGGAAGCUUUAAAGGAUCUGGCUAAUUUUACCACCAAAAAGAGCAGUUCUCAGUUGAAGGAUGACUCACAAUUGACGGACAUGGAUAUAACCUUGACAGCCGAAGACUUCAUGAUGUGGAAUGUGGAUAGCAAUUUGAAAUUGUUGCAGCCUUUUCUGGAUUUAAUAUUUGAAGUUUGCCAUGUAGUUUUUGGUUUAUGGCCACAAUGUAGACAUAUGGAGCAUGAUAUAGUUCGUGGUUGGCUGGACCGUGAAGAGAAACGUAAAUACAGCGUUGGUCAAUUUUGGUAUUUAAUAUCACGUGACUGGUGGAUAACUUGGCUGCAAUACGUUAGCAAUACCUCGCCCUCCUGUGACUAUUGCAAAAAUUCCACCAUUGGCACAUAUCAGCGAACAUCGCUCUCUGGCAUUGAUGAGGCUGUGGUUUGUGAUGAAAGUUUCAUUGGCAAUUCUUUGGAUUCAGCUGCAAUGGCUUGUGAUUUAGCUAGCGCCGCAGAUAACUGUAGUUUGGGUUCUACCAGCAGUGGCAUUUCUUCCUGUCGUCAAUUAGGCUCACGUCCUGGACCCAUUGAUAAUACCAAUCUUGUAACUCCAAAUCCUUGUAAAAAUGUGCGUACUCUUACGGGUGAAGGGGGACAUUUGAAAAGAGAUACACCUUUAGUGCAGAAUCAUAAUUUCGAAUUGGUACCCAAAUCAUUGUGGAAAGCUUUGAAUCGGUGGUAUGGUGACAAUUUACCUUUGCCAAGACAAGUUAUACAACCACCAAACUCAACGGAAGUAGAGUUGGAGUUAUAUCCCCUGAGUUUACGCAUUCUAUUACAUCAGAUUGUGACGCAACAGCAGCAGAUGACCAAUACUUGGGGUGCUAUGACAAGUAGUUAUGGUGUUUUAGCCUCUGGAGGGGGAUUUGCUUCAAUUUCAUCUUCCAGCGUUUUGCAGCCGCCAAAACGAUAUCUGGCCUAUACGGCAGCCUUUAGCCGUUUGGCCACAGUCCAAAAAGUUGGAGCAUUCCUGUGCGAACAAUUGCGUUUGCGUACCGAGGAUAUUCGGCUUUGGCAUAUAACAUCGGGCUCCAUAGAUAAUAGUGCCAUACUUUUGGAGGAAGACAGCAUGACCCUUAAAGAAUUGAUGAUCAAAGACAAUGAUCAAAUCCUAUUGGAAAUACGCAAUAAAGAUCAAACCUGGCCUGAGGAAUUGGGCUCCUUAACUCUAUCCCAAUCGGGAGGGGCCUCUGUAAAUGAUCGACGUCUUACCCGUAGCUCUAUUAUGUCUAUACAAGCACCUGGGGCCACAGGUCUGCAUAAUUUGGGUAAUACUUGUUUCAUGAAUGCCUCGCUGCAGGUUUUGUUUAAUACUCAGCCCUUGGCUCAAUAUUUUCGUCAAAAUAUGCAUAUGUUUGAGCUCAAUACAACAAAUAAAUUGGGUACGCGUGGUCAAUUAGCUACACGCUAUGGCGAAUUGUUGCGAGAAGUAUGGAGCGCCACCACCAGAUCAGUGGCUCCUUUAAAAUUAAGAUUUUGUGUUACCAAAUAUGCACCUCAGUUUGCGGGUGGAGGACAGCAUGAUUCGCAAGAGCUUUUGGAGUGGCUGCUAGACGCUUUGCAUGAAGAUCUAAAUCGUGUUAUGGAAAAGCCUUACAGUGAGCUGAAAGACUCCAAUGGCAGACCCGAUAAAAUUGUAGCCGCUGAAGCUUGGGCCCAACAUCAUGCGCGCAAUCAGUCAAUUAUUAUUGAUUUGUUUUAUGGUCAACUAAAAUCAAAGGUCAGCUGUAUGUGUUGUGGAAGGGAGUCGGUGCGUUUUGAUCCAUUUAGUUUGUUGAGUUUGCCUUUGCCCGUGGAGAACUAUAUUUACUUUGAAGUUUUGGUCAUUCUAUUGGAUGGUGCCGUCCCCAUUAAAUAUGGUUUGCGUUUGAAUUCCGAAUCAAAAUAUUUUGAUUUAAAACGUAAACUAGCCUCAUUGUCGUAUUUAAAUCCCAAUUUUAUGCUGAUAUGUGAAAUUUGGAAUUCACAAAUUCGCCACAUAUUCCCGGAUGAAGAGAAGAUAAGACCCUCAUCCGCCAAGGAACUGUAUUGUUAUCAAUUGCCCGAAGAAUGUCAAGAUCGUUCAAGGUCCAGUUCAACUUUGGCCAUUAAUAUUGAGAAAGGUCUGAAGGACAUUCAAAGGAGCUCAGCCAUGCUAACGACUUAUGAUUCCCACUCGUCUUUAAAUGCUUUAAACAAUACCACUAACACCACCACCUCUGCUAACACCACCGCAAAUAAUGCAAUAAAUACGUCGACCAUGAACGGUGGUGAUAGAAUAGCCUAUGCCGAGCAUUCAUUUGAAACACUUCCUCAAUCGACGGCCAUAAAUGUGGUGUCUGUCUCAAAAUGCUCCUCGUCAAAUGCUAUGGCUAAUGCUACGGUACGCUAUCAAAACAGUUUUGAUAAUGUUGCCUGCAACAUGACCAUUGUCGGCGGCGGAGGUGGUGAUAGUUGUGGUCGCACUCAUGAUGAGGACGAUGAGACCGAGGACGAUGACUUACAUGUCUCAACGAAGGUAAGGCGGUGCUUUGGAAACAAUAUGUGCAUGCCCCAGACUUUAUUAUGCUUCAAGCAUACAUCUACCAUAAGUCGUAGUCCCGAGAAUACCUUUGUUAAUGGCUCUACAUUGCAAAAACAUAUAUCGACCUCUAAGCUGCUACAUGCCACUGAACCCAAUGCAUGCUUCUCACAUUCCGGUGAAAAUUCCAUGGAAAAUUCCAUUAUAAACACCAAUACCAAUUCCGAACCCUUGUCGAUGUGUGAAGGUCUGCGACGGCUUAGUGAUUGUCCUUGUCGCCUGAAUGCCUCUGCCGAUGAGGCUAAUGUCCAGCGUUUAAUGGAAUCGGAAAUAAAUCGUCAAAAUUUUAUGCAACAAGAGCUAAAUGAUUCUUUUAAUACCUCGCCAGCCGGUUUAGUGCCUACAAAUAGUCUUGAUGCGUCAGCCGGAGGAGGCGUAACGUGCGGUGGCAGUAGUAUUUUCUCCCGUGUUCCGUCACAACACUACAAAGUUGGAAAGUAUCUGAUGGCCCUGCAUCGAAAAAUUACACGCCAGGAUAGCUAUUUUUUGUCGCAUCAUAAAACAAGACCCAGUAUAUUUGGAGUGCCUUUGCUAAUACCCAAUUUGGAGGGAGGUACCAAUAAGGAUUUAUAUUGUGCAGUAUGGUUACAAGUUAGUCGCUUGCUAACACCACUGCCAGCAUCUACGGAGCAAGCAAAUCAUGCAGCAGACUGUGACGAUAGUUUGGGAUACGAUUUCCCUUUUUCGUUAAGAGCAGUAAAAAAUGAUGGUUUAACAUGCGCCUUAUGUCCGUGGUCAAAUUUCUGUCGCGGCUGUGAAAUACCCUGUAACAAUGAAUAUGUAUUCCAAAGUUCUUUAUUUACGAAUAAUUUUGAUACAAGUAAUACUUCUACCCCCAAAAUGUUGCCAAAAUUUCCACCAACGGGUUCUAUGACAAAUUUAGAAACUCGAAAACCUUUGAACUCCACCUCAUCAGAUAGAGAUUCAUUGCAGUCGCAACAAUCGACAAUACUGAGCAGAAACUAUGAUAAUAAAUUUAUAAUUGCCAUAGAUUGGGAUCCAACAGCAUUGCAUUUACGAUACCAGAGUACUUUGGAAAGGCUAUGGGUGGAUCAUGAAACAGUGGCCAUCUGUCGCAAAGAACAAAUUGAACCAGUUGAUUUGAAUCAUUGCCUACGAGCCUUUACGUCCGAAGAGAAGCUAGAACAAUGGUACCAUUGCAGUCAUUGUAAAGGCAAAAAGCCAGCCACCAAAAAACUACAAAUAUGGAAAUUGCCUCCUAUUUUGAUUAUUCACUUGAAAAGAUUCAAUUGUGUCAACAACAAAUGGGUAAAAUCACAAAAAGUUGUUAAUUUCCCCUUUGCCAAUUUCGAUCCCACACCUUAUCUGGCGGCCGUACCACAAGAGACCAUUUUGAGGCAUAAGGAGUUACUUGAACUGAACGAAAUAUCCAAUGGUAUUACUGAGGUAGAGCCAAGUGCUAAAUUAAAUGAUAUUAAGAGAGACAAACAGCAAAAGCAGAAGCAUGCCACCCUAGCAACCAACGCCACCACAACGCCCUUGCCCAAUAAUGGCAAUAAUGCUAAUAAAAACCUAAACGGUCUAACCAAAGAGGCUCAAAUGUCCUUAAAUGAAACAGUCAAUAAUUUAAUGAACUUACAAAAGAACCUUCCCGCAAAUCCCAAUAAAAAUAUCUUAGAUAAUUGUAGCAACAUUAUUGACAACUGCAAUAAUGAAAAUACCAUCUCCUCUAUGCGGCGUGUCAAUGAAAAUGGUGGUGUUGUGAACGGUGAUAUCAAUGAAGCUGCUGAUGCCCAGGCAAGCGAUGGUGAAAAUGAGGAAUAUUCAGAUAAAGUUCUGGAUAAUGCUGUUCUUCGCAAAAGUGGCGACGAUCGUACUAUGACCAGACGGAAACGUUUGAUUUCAACAAGUUUAACAAAGACUCCCAUUGUGGAUGGAGCAUUUGAUGAUUUUCAUCAACACAAGCUGAAAAAUGGUGAUGACCCAUUCGAUCCAAAAUAUAAUCUUUAUGCUGUUGUGUCCCACUCCGGCAUGUUGAAUGGCGGACAUUAUGUCUCUUAUGCUGCCAAUCAAAAUGGAUCCUGGUACUGCUACAAUGAUAGCUCGUGCCGUGAAAUAUCCAAUCCACCCAGCAUCGAUCCUAGUUCUGCAUAUUUACUUUUCUACGAACGCAAAGGCCUGAAUUAUGAACCCUAUUUGCCAAAUAUAGAUGGCAAAAGUUUACCAAAUGGUGGUUUGGGUAUUGUCGAACCAGAUGAAGCGGAAAAUGAUCUAAAGAAAAUGUGUACAUUAUCCUAAUCCACCGAGGAGUUGAAGGCCGCAACUACAGAUGACAAUUGGUGGAAUGAAGAAUGCUUAAGAAUGAAGUCCAUACAAUACAAACCCGUUGGAAAUGGAGAUAAGAAGAGAAAUAUAAACAAAUAACUGAUACCACUAUACGCAGAGCGUUUAACAAUUAUUGUGAUUAUUAUAUAAUUUCUAUAUAGGUAUACGUUUUAUUGUUUGUUUUGUAUGUUUAUUUGGCUUUUUUGUAUGCAAUAGUUUGCUAAAACUGUGCAGUCUGGCGAGAACGGCGAUUUAUGCUGUUGAUGAUUAUGGUUUUUUUCAUGAUUUAUGUUUAUACAAAUUCAAUUUUAUGUCACGCUAUAUAAAACUUAAAAUACAUAUAUGUUAAAAAUAAUAAUAAAUUAUAAUAGUCGAA